CUUCAUCAUCACCCAAAAGAGGAUGGAUCUCGGCGAGAUCGUUGUGACUGAACAUCCCAAUGAGAGGGAGCUGUACAAGAAGGAGAUGCCAAAAGCCCAGGACCUGCUGUGGAGAAGUGGAAACUGGAUCCACCAUAGUUUUGGGUAUCUCACAGGAGAAAUGAAUGAAUAUGGAGAGUGGAUGAAAAGCAAGCCCUUAAUGGUUCAGCUGGUGGACUGGAUCUUGCGAGGGACCUCUCAGGUGAUGUUUGUCAACAACCCUCUCAGCGGGCUGAUUAUUUUAGUGGGGCUUUUCAUCCAGAGCCCCUGGUGGAUGCUCACAGGCUGCACUGGAACCACUGUGUCCACGUUAACUGCGCUGGCCCUCAGCCAGGACAGGUCAUCCAUCGCAGCUGGGCUGCACGGCUACAACGGGAUCCUGGUGGGCCUGCUCAUGGCCGUCUACUCUGACAGAGGGGACUACUACUGGUGGCUUCUGCCCCCUGUGACAGUGAUUUCCAUGGCCUGCCCAGUACUGUCCAGUGCUUUGGGAUCAAUCUUCAGCAAAUGGGACCUUCCUGUUUUCACUCUGCCCUUCAACAUUGCAGUCACCCUGUACCUGGCAGCCACAGGACACUACAACCCCUUCUUCCCCACAACCCUCAUCAAGCCCGUAGCUGCAGUGCCCAAUAUCACCUGGUCUGACAUCAAUGUGCCACUGCUCUUACAAUCCAUCCCAGUUGGGAUUGGUCAAGUGUAUGGUUGUGGAAACCCCUGGACUGGAGGGAUUUUCCUUGUGGCUCUGCUCAUCUCUUCCCCACUGAUUUGUUUGCAUGCUGCAAUUGGAUCAGCCGUGGGGAUGUUUGCAGCUCUGAGCAUUGCAUCCCCGUUUGACAGCAUCUACCUUGGCUUACACAACUACAACUGUGCCCUGGCCUGCAUUGCCAUCGGGGGCAUGUUCUACGCCCUGACCUGGCAGACACAUUUGCUCUCACUUGCCUGUGCAUUAUUUUGUGCCUACUCCGGAGCAGCUCUUGCUAAUGCACUCUCUGUGCUCGGGCUGCCAGUGUGCACCUGGCCCUUCUGCCUCUCGGCGCUCCUCUUCCUGCUGAUAACCUCCGAAAACCCGGCCAUCUACAAAAUGCCGCUCUGCAAAGUCACCCACCCAGAAGCCAACCGGAUCUACUACCUGAGAAUGAGGAGAAGGGCCUCGGAGAGCAGGAGGGAAGAGCAGAAGCGAAAGGAGCAGAAACCCUCUGACGGCCCAAAAAUUAACAGCGGGGUCACCCCACUGUGCACCCCCAAGAGCCGCCACGCUCACUGAUUGCAGGCACACACAACUCUGCAGCCCGGGGGAAAGUCUGGGGGCAGCUUUUCAGACAUCACCCAGGCACAGCACAGCCACAAACACCACUUUUGCCAGCAGUCUGCAGGCUGGGGAUUCAGCAUUCCACACUGGAGAAAUCACGGUUUGCCCUUGAGCUAAGCUUUCCAAAAAGCACUCAGGUAACGUAAUAACAGCUGCCUUAUCAAUCCAGUGGCUGUUAACUUGAAAGUCACCUCUUAUCAAUAAUAAUUAUAAGAAUAGGCAGAAGAACAUUAAAGAUGACAAGAGGCUGCAUUUAAUUUCAGAGGUGUAAUUUAACAAAAUAAAUAUGCUGAGAAGGCAUUGGUGUCUAAUAAUAAUAAAUAAUGUAAGAACGAAGAGCUGCAUUUCAAAUUAAGAGCAUGUAUAUUUGAAAGUGAAAUAAACAGACUGCUCUCUUCCUUUCUUGUGUGCCAUCAAUGUCUAACCCAUUUAAUACCUCUUAACAGCUACAACACACACAGGUAAAUAUUCUUACAGAGCACAUCCUGUAGCACUUUUGGUGCCAUCUCCUGGCUCCUCAUUAAGUGCCAAGGCAAUGAAUAUAUAUGCUUUAAUCAGACUAGAAGAGCGACUAGCUAGCAGUGAUCAAACAUUCUUCUUUUCCUUGAAUAAUUUUCUGUCUUGCAAAUUGAAGAUCUCUCUCUCUCCUGCUGAUUGCAGGAUAGCAAGUGGGAAUCCCUACACAUAUCCAAUGAGAAAUAAAAAGCUUCAUGUAAAUAAUGGGAUAAACAUCUGCUGCUGGUGGCAGUUCUUUCUCUUCCUUUGACAGAGGACCAGAUCCUUUCCAUUAGACCAUGAGAAAUUAACAGGUCAAAAGUUACCACUGCCACUUUAUGCCUCCUCAAAAUCCUUACAGCAGGGAAGCUCCAACUGCCUUAAGGAGGAUUCUUUCAGGAACCUUUGCCAAAACCUCUGUGAAGAAGACCUGGCAGAAAGGCUUCCUCACUCUAAAGUUGUUUUACAAGGUCAGUUUAAAAUCACAAACCCAAGGGAUGCGAAGAUUUAAAAUGCAAAGGGGCUGUGCAACCACAAACACUCAGAUCAGAAGCUGUCCUCUCUGCCUCACGCUGUAAGGCUGUUUUGGAGAUCCAUGUGAGUAUUUUUGAACAGGUGGGAUUCCAGCUCGAAAAAACACUUUUUAAAAAGGUGAGCCUGGGUGGUGCUCAUGGGAUUAUUUGUGCCUUAAUCACCUAGAAUCCAGCAGCAUCCAUCAAUCUGCCACCCCUCUAAAUAUCCCCUAGAAACAGCAUCCAAGAAUGAAUUCAUCCUGGGAGACAAAAACACAGUGUUGUUUAUGUUCAGAUUUUUUUUUUUUUUAAACAAGGGAGGGCAUUCCAGGAAUUCUGGUAAAAUUUAGGUCCUACUUCCUCCCCUCUUUUCCGAGACAUCCUUUGAGCCAUGAUAUCAGCAAACUAAUGCUAGCACCAAAGCAGUCUCCCAAGGUCACUGCAAACUGCAAGAUGAGGGACAUCCCCCUGUUGCUGCUGCUGUAGAGAGACAAAGAGAGGCAGAAUAACACAAGAGGUGACACACAACUGCCUGAAGACCUUCUCUCUACAGCAGUCAAUGAAAUAUGUAGCACAUAAAAACUAGGAGAGCUUAUUCAUUAACAGUUUAAUUUAGCUCAUGCACAGCAUUAGAGAAAUAUUUGAAUGGUAGAAAUGCAAAGUUACUGGAAAAAAUACUGCAAAAUAAUGCUGGUACAGUAUUUGUGUAGAAAAACCACAACUGCAUUUAGUUAUGCCAAACAUAUUGUUUGUUUUCCUAAAAAUAACAGUGAAUCCCAGGCACAAUAUGGCUAUUGGAAAGGAUUUGUCAUGUAAGUGCCACUGCAGGCAUUAAUUCCUCAGCCACAAGAAAAUCCAUCCUAAAAUAAAUUAGUAAAGCAAUUUCUAGAGUUGAAGCCUUCCAUAAAAAAUAGAGUAUAAACAGCUUUUUUAAGUCUCUAGCUAAUCAAAAGAUU
Messenger RNA from Motacilla alba alba, 3311 nucleotides. Its product is annotated as urea transporter 2-like. Gene Ontology annotation, cellular component: membrane. NCBI's taxonomy places the organism in Eukaryota, Metazoa, Chordata, Aves, Passeriformes, Motacillidae. Gene Ontology annotation, biological process: urea transmembrane transport. The transcript is spliced from 8 exons. Gene Ontology annotation, molecular function: urea transmembrane transporter activity. The record is from RefSeq and is a predicted model, not a curated record. Bases 23 to 1303 code for a protein of 426 amino acids.